UUCAAUAUCAAUACAUACUUCCCUUUUUUACUCUAUUUAUCCAUUCUCAUGCUUUGUUAUAGGGUCAUAUAGAAUGUACCAAGAGUCCAUCUCCGCUUAUACCAAAAAUGGACAAUUGAGAUAUCAAAAUAUUAAACUUUUCUCAUAAAGACCUCUAUUGACAAUUCCCAGCUUCGCGCGCCAGCAAUGACACAGCCUCCACCAGGUAGUCAUCAGCAUCCCUAUGGGGCACAUAAUGUUUCACCUCAGUUCAUGCAGCAAGGUCAGCCAACUGCAAGAUCUCAACAGGCUCAACCAUUGACUCAUUCUAACGCACCUCAAUACAAUGCUGAUCAACUAGUAAAUAGUAUGAGCAAUAUGAAUAUUCAUUCUGAUUCCCAGAGAGCUGGUCGUUCACGUCGAGCAUAUACACCAAUACCACCAAUUCCACAAGCUCCACCUCAACCACCCAACAACUACAACAAUCUGCCAACCACCCAAGUUAAUCAACAGACACCUCUUGGUCUCCCGCCUCAGACAAAAAAGCCACGUAUUGAUCCAAACCUACUACCAUCACCUGUGGAACUUCAAGUCCGCGAUGCUGAUCGUUGCGAACGGCCUGACUACUACUAUGGUACUUGCACAGAGGAAGUACCGCCUCUUGCCAGCACCAACUUCAAAUGUAUCGAUCAGGGCAAUUGUAAUCCUCGGUUUAUGCGACCCACAUUGAGGGAUAUACCCAGUGACAGCAACCUUGUACAAGAUACGGGACUUCCAUUUGGCAUCAUCAUCCAACCCCUCGCUCAACUUCACCCUGAAGAUGAAAAUGUUCCAUUAAUACCGCUCUCUACAGAUGGCCCAGUACGCUGUAGUCGUUGUAAAGGAUAUAUCAAUCCUUGGUGUCAGUACAUUGAUGCAGGAAGAAAAUUUAUUUGCAACUUGUGUGAGUUUACCAAUAUUGUACCUGAACACCAGUUCUGUCCAGUGGAUAUUGUAUCUGGCAGAAGAAUGGAUACAGAUAAACAUCCUGAACUGAUGCAUGGAUCUGUGGAAUUUCAAGUACCUGAGGAGUAUUGGUUGGGCGUUCAGCCUUGUCCUUUGCAUUAUCUGUUUGCUAUAGAUGUUUCCAGAAAUGCAACAGGCAUGCUUCAUCAAUUUUGCGGUGUUAUAAAGGAUAUGAUAAGCUCCAAUUGCUUUCAGCCUGGUACCAAGCUUGGUAUUAUGACCUUUGAUAAUAGCCUACACUUUUACAACUUGCAGUCGACAUCAGACACGGCAAACAUGAUGGUCGUGCCAGAUCUGGAAGAUGUAUUUAUUCCCCUUUUAGAGGGUCUCUUUGUUGACCCUUAUGAGUCAAGGAACGUCAUCAACAAAUUAUUGGAUCAAAUACCCAACGUGUUUCAGUCCAAUCCCGUGUCUACUGCAGCAUUUGGAUCUGCUGCGAGAGCUGCACUAUUGGCAUUGAAAAAUCAAGGAGGCAAAGUGAUCUCAACUCUGGCAACACUCCCCACCAUUGGACAAGGCACCCUAAAAGACCGUAAUGACACAAGCCUCUAUGGACGUGAAAUCGAAAAGAGCCUGUUUACUCCUCAGGGCAACUUCUAUACGAAGCUGGGUAAUGAGCUUGUGGAAGCAGGCGUUUCUGUAGACAUCUGGUUAGCUCCACCAGCCAACUAUUACAUUGAUGUCGCGACAGUAGGUGUCUUGUCUGCCCUUACAGCAGGAGAGAUACACUACUUGCCCAAUUUUGACAUAUCUUCCAAACAAAUGUACCACAACCUAAGACACACUGUGCAAGCCGAGCAUGGCUAUCGAGCUAAAUUGCGUGUUAGAUGUUCUAAUGGCGUCACUACUGCAGAUCACUAUGGUAAUUUCUCCAUGGAUACGGCCACUGACAUUGACUUGGCUGGUAUUCAUGCAGAUACCGCGAUUGGUGUUGAACUUACGCAUGAUGGAAGUAAAUUAACCAAGGAUGUGUAUAUUCAAAGUGCUAUGCUCUAUACCACGUCGAAUGGUGAACGACGACUUCGAGUGCAUAACUUGAAGCUUGCUGUGGGAACAACAGUUGCUUCUGUAUUCAAAGGAGCAGACGCGGAUACUUGUCUGAAUCUUUUAACCAAGAAAUUUAUCACCUUAUCCAUCAAAAAGUCAUUGAGCGAUCUCUCGAACGAGUUGGAUCAACUAUGUGUCAAGGUGUUGUUAAACUAUCGCAAAUAUGUGACACCUCAAGCUUCACCAGCUCAGCUUGUCUUGCCAGAAACUGUCAAAACACUACCACUUUUAAUUUCUUCGUUCAAAAAGUCCAUCUUACUAAGAAAAGAUUCCUCUGUAAAUGCUGAUGUCAGAGUCUAUACUAUGCGAAGAAUAAAGUCUGCUGGUAUCAAAGAAACAAUUAGAUGGUUCUAUCCACCAAUGAUCAAGGUUCAUGAAUGGCUUAUGCAGAGUGACAAGACUAGAUAUCCUCUCGAGAGGCUGUCUUAUGAGAAAAUGGACCCCAAGGGCAUUUACUGGAUAGAGACAUAUGAUUCUAUCUUCUUAUGGUUGGGAAAGGAAACACCUUCAGAACUUAUAAAUCUUGCUGGAGUUUCUGAUUCUACCAUGGUUAAUCCUAUUGAUGUUUUACAAGAUAAUAAUCAUCCUCUGUGGAACUUGUACAACCGUAAGAUGGGCUCACAUUGUGCUUAUUUACCCAAGUUUCAGAUAAUUCGCCAAGGACUGGAUUUAGAAAUUGAAUUAGCAAAGGUGUUGGUUGAAGAUGAAGUUUAUUCACAAAUGAGUUACCCAGACUAUUUGUGUGAGCUACACAGACAAAUAAAAUUAGAGGUAAAGUAAAACGGUUAUUAUUCAUAUAUAUUCACUUUAUAUUUUUAGCUUGGCAGAGAAGACC
Molecule: messenger RNA, 2866 nt
Organism: Rhizopus microsporus ATCC 52813
Lineage: Eukaryota; Fungi; Mucoromycota; Mucoromycetes; Mucorales; Rhizopodaceae
Exons: 9
Coding region: 187-2811 (874 amino acids)
Biological process (GO): intracellular protein transport; COPII-coated vesicle cargo loading; endoplasmic reticulum to Golgi vesicle-mediated transport
Cellular component (GO): endoplasmic reticulum exit site; COPII vesicle coat
Molecular function (GO): zinc ion binding; SNARE binding
Source: RefSeq, a predicted model, not a curated record